AUGAGUCUUUACAGUGGAAUCAAGCCUCAUCAGUGCAAUAUGUUUGAAAUACCAUUUACACAAUCAGGUCACCUGCAGAAUCACAUGAGGACUCACAGUGGAAUCAAGCCUCAUCGCUGCAUUGUGUGUGAGAAAACAUUUACAAAAUCAAGUGACCUGCAGGAACACAUGAGGAUUCACACAGGAAUCAAGCCCUAUGAAUGUAAUCUAUGCUUGAAAAAAUUUGCACGAUCAGAUAACCUGCAGAGACACAUGAGGAUUCACAGUAGAAUCAAACUUUAUGAAUGUAUCGAAUGCUUGAAAACAUUUACAUGUUCAGGUGAUCUGAAGACACACAUGAGUAUUCACACAGGAAUCAAGCCCUAUGAAUGUAAUGUAUGCUUGAAAAAAAUUACACGAUCAGAUAACCUGCAGAGACACAUGAGGAUUCACAGUGGAAUCAAGCCUUAUGAAUGUAUCAAAUGCUUGAAAAAUUUUACAGAAUCAAGUCAACUGCAGACACACAUGAGGAUUCACAGUGGAAUGAAACCUCAUGAAUGUAUCAAAUGCUUGAAAAAAUUUACACGUUUAGGCAAUCUGAAGGUACACAUGAGGAUUCACAGUGGAAUCAAGCUCUAUGAAUGUAUUGAAUGCUUGAAAAAAUUUACUCGAUCGAGUAACCUGCAGAAACACAUGAAGAUUCACAGUGGAAUGAAGCCUCAUGAAUGUGUUGAAUGUGGGAGAAAGUUUACACGUUCAAGUGACCUUGAAGAACACAUGAGAAUUCACAGUGGAAUUAAGCCUUAUGGAUGAGUUGAACAUGGGAACAAAUUUACAAAGACAUACACGUGACGAUUCACAGUGGAAUCAAGCCUCAUCAGUGCAUUGUGUGAGAAAACAUUUACACAAUCAGGUAAUCUUCAGAAACACAUGAGUAUUCA
Molecule: messenger RNA, 920 nt
Organism: Haliotis rubra (blacklip abalone)
Lineage: Eukaryota; Metazoa; Mollusca; Gastropoda; Lepetellida; Haliotidae
Product: zinc finger protein 3-like
Exons: 2
Coding region: 1-792 (263 amino acids)
Biological process (GO): regulation of immune system process; negative regulation of transcription by RNA polymerase II; regulation of cytokine production
Source: RefSeq, a predicted model, not a curated record